UAGAGAGGAGCUGGCUGCAGAAUCAGACAUGGACACCCUCUGCUCCCAGUAGCCUUGAUGUCUUCUCUGAUGUUUUCCGUCAGACAGAUGGAGAACUGCUCCCAGUGCUUCGGAUAGAGUGGAAGGUGGCCACAGAUGCUAGCAUCCGCUAUCUCCGAGGGGCAGAGCUGGCAGUGAUGCAAGUGAGCAGCAAUCAACAGAUCUGCGCCCAGUUUGAAUUUCAGAACAACUUGCCUCUUCAGGUCCGUCCAGAUGGAGGCCGGUGGAAUUUCACUUUUAACCGCUUUGAGGUGGAACCUGGCCAGACUUACCAAGUGACUGUCUACCACCUACCCAAACUGAGUGUAAAUGGAGACUACAAUUGCAAGUCCAUGUCUCUCACAAUGCCUGAUUGCAAGGACCCUCUGAUGAAAAGAACCACCCCAUGUGUAAAGACAGGCAGUCUGUGGGAGCCCAAGAUCCAAGCUAGAAGUCUAGAUGAUAUAACUCUGCUUGUGAGCUUUAAUCCAUGGAAGGAACCAACCCGAUAUCAAAUUCAUGUGACCAGUUUCCUGAAUGAGAGGAAGUGUAAAAUGAUCACCCGUGAUGUCACAGAGGACGAACUGCAACCACAAGCAAAUGUCACAAUCAAAAUGGAGAAGAACUUGAAAGCUUGCUGCAACUACAAAGUACAGAUUCAGCCGUUCUUUGCCAUCUGUGGUACAGACUGUCUGAGGCACUCUACUUUCAUCCCAUGUUCACUAGCUCCAAAUGAUAUGAUGAUAUGGGUGUACUGGUGUAUCACUGGGAUCUGUGUGUUACUGGUGGGAUCAGUCAUAGCAGGUGUCAUUUGUAUGACCAAAAAACGAGCAGGACACCGGCGAGGAAAGUGCAGCCACUAUGAUUUGCAAACUGCAGUACCACCUACCAACCUUCCUCUACCACCCUUAAAGCCUCGAAAGGUUUGGAUCGUAUAUUCUGCCGAUCACUUGCUCUACGUGGAUGUGGUGUUGAAGUUUGCUGAAUUUCUGAUGACUGUCUGUGGCACUGCUGUAGCCUUAGAUCUGCUAGAAGAUCAUCAGAUCUCAGAGUUUGGGCCAUUACCCUGGCUCACUCGACAGAAGAAGGAAAUGGAAGAACUAUCCUCAAAGAUCAUAAUCUUAUGCUCACGAGGCACCCAGGCCAAAUGGCAAGCCAUGCUUGGGAGCGCGCCUGUGUGUCUCAAGCAAGAUCAGCAAAAGCCAACUGGAGACCUGUUUACCCCAGCCUUGAAUUUGAUCCUGCCAGAUUUCAAGAAGCCAGCCUGUUUUGGAAUGUAUAUAGUCUGCUAUUUUGAUGGGAUAAGUAGCGAGAAAGAUAUUCCUGAUCUGUUCAAUGUCACAUCCAGGUACCAACUGAUGGAUAAGUUUGAGGAUAUUUAUUUUCGGAUUCAGGACUUGGAGAAGUUUGAGCCUGGGCGCAUCCAUCGAAUCCAGGAAAUCACAGCUGAAAACUACAUUGAUACCCCUAGUGGUCGGAAGUUGAAAGAGGCAGUUCAGAAGUUCAGAAACUGGCAGAUAGACCACCCAAACUGGUUUGAGGCUGAAAGCAUCAGCCUAGAUAAUGAUGAAGAGUUGCAAUCCCUAAACAGAGAGAGCCAGAUGGAUUCGUUGCUAAGUGAACCAGGUGGAAUUGUGAAACACCAACUGCACUUACGAGAACCUGACCCUAACUGCUGUUAUGUCAUCAAUCUCCACAUUCGUGAAGGUGAGAACAGAGGUUGUAUACUACAGCCUCAGCUUAAUCUCUGUGGAGAUCCAGCUUCUCAGACUCUGAUUGAUUCUUUGGAUGAGGCUGCUCCAGUUCAGAUAGUAGAGCCAGUCUCUUCCAUGGAAGACAAAAAUAUUUUUGGCCAUCACGUGCUGAGUAAUGAGGACUGCAUGGAAGGAGUUCAUCUUCUGGAGACAAGUUUUCCAAUGAGGAAUAACAUCAUCCUCCAUGAUGACUGUGAUGUUUCAGCAAUAGAUGACCAGAGUCCUGCAAACCUCUCAGGUGAACUGAGAAGCCAUCUGAAUGGGCUUAUGUACUCGCUUUAUCAGCAGAGUGUAAUUCCUUCAGAUGCAUGUUUCUGCCAAGAGGAGGCUGAAAAGCAGCACCAGUUGAUCUUUGAAGACCAGUGCAAAGACCAAAGACAGUCAGUGCAAUCAGACCAGGGUUACAUCUCUAGAUGUUCUCCUUUGCCUCCUGAUGACCCUGUGGAAGAGGAGGAAGAGGAUCAGGAGAAUCAGGUGGUUUGUCAUGAACUCUCUCCAGAGGUCUUGAACAGUCUAAAGAGCCUCCAGCAGCAGCUUUUUUUCCAGGACAUUCAAUGGAGCUCUGAGUCAGGAUAUCCAGCAGAGUUGAUGAACAUGAGCCCAUCUCCAGAGGACUGUUAGGCUCUAUCUGGACCUGCUCCAUCUGAAAUACACAGAUGGAUCGCAUCCAGCACUGAAACUGCAUUUCCAAUGCCAUCCUUCUCCUUGUAUUACAUGUGACAAAUUGGUGGGAUCUUCCUGUCUGCUGCAGAGAAGCAGGGUUGCCCAGCAGCUGAUUAACAUCUCUGCUUCUAAUCUCUGUAUGGAGA
This is a messenger RNA of Meleagris gallopavo (turkey), 2581 nucleotides long. The record is from RefSeq and is a predicted model, not a curated record. NCBI's taxonomy places the organism in Eukaryota, Metazoa, Chordata, Aves, Galliformes, Phasianidae.